Messenger RNA from Patiria miniata (bat star), 2309 nucleotides. It is a transcript of the gene sdr39u1, whose product is annotated as epimerase family protein SDR39U1-like. The transcript has 6 exons. NCBI's taxonomy places the organism in Eukaryota, Metazoa, Echinodermata, Asteroidea, Valvatida, Asterinidae. The record is from RefSeq and is a predicted model, not a curated record. Bases 91 to 978 code for a protein of 295 amino acids.
UUCUGUUUUGACGGAUUCGUAGACAGCAGAGCAGACGAAGCCUGAAAAUAGGACUCUGGAAUUUGUGUUUGAUUUAAUGAAAAGACAAGCAUGUUCGUGUUAUUAGGAGGAGGAAGUGGCUUCGUUGGAACAGCCAUUCGGAGGCUACUUCUCCAGAGGGGGCACAGUGUACAGCUUGUUUCACGAUCAGCAGGGAAGGACAAAAUCACAUGGAACCAGUUACGCAAGGAAGGGUUACCAGAAUGUGAUGCUGUCGUCAGUUUGUCUGGGGAAAACAUUCUCAACCCUCUCAGAAGAUGGACAGAGUCAUUCAAGCAGGAGGUCACAGACAGUCGUGUGAAGACAACCGCAGCUCUGGCCAAGGCAAUCGCAGAUGCCAGUAAACCACCCAAGGUCUUUGUCUCAACAUCGGGCGUCGGUUACUACACCCCCAGUUUGACAGCCGAGUACACCGAGGACAGUCCAGGUGGAGAUUCGGAUUUCCUGGCCAGACUGUGUACCGAGUGGGAGAACAGCGCUAAGCUACCAGACAGCCACAGCCACGUCCGACAGGUCAUCAUAAGAACAGGUGUUGUUCUUGGUCGCGACGGUGGUGCAAUCCAGCAGAUGAUCUGGCCUUUCUGGUUGGGCGUGGGCGGCAUCAUGGGGUCCGGCAACCAGUACUUUCCCUGGAUUCACAUCGACGACAUCGCGGGCAUCUUUGUCCACGCCAUCGAGAGUCCCAACUGCCCGCCGGUCCUGAACGGCACGGCCCCGACGCCCGUCACAAACCGCGAGUUCACCAAGGCGUUCGGGUCGGCGCUUUGCCGGCCCACCGUCUUGCCGGCGCCGGGGUUCGCGAUCAACUGGGCCUUCGGGGCGGAGAGAGCAGUGAUGCUUCUUGAGGGACAGAAAGUCCUCCCCAAACGGACCCUGGAGAGCGGAUAUGAAUUUCAGUACCCCACGAUAGAGCAAGCCUUGAAGAACGUUACAAGCUGAUGUGCUCCGAGGGAACUAAAUUUAAUAACGUACUGAGAUUGCACUUUUUUGUAAUGCUGAGCAUAUUUUUCUUUUUUUGUAAUAUUACAAGACUGUAGCAGCUGUGAGCUAGACCAGAUCUUUUGAAGUUUGAUUCUAAUGUCAGAUUGCAAAUUUAAAAGUUAGUACAUGCUUUGGUACCCAUCACAACAAGGCAGAAGUUUUAAAGCUGUUUUUAGAGUUUACAAAAGGCACUUAUUUGGGUGAAAGCCUAACAGCCAUAGGUAUUAUUGAGCUUGUGUCCCUAGGCUAGAUGCGUGAUCACAAUCUCUGCCACCUGUUCAGAACCGGAGUGGAUACCCUGCAUAUGAUUAAAAAUGGGGAGUUUGAAGCUGUUCAGUCACAGAAGACAUUGCUGUGUAUCAUCUGCACAUGUAACAAACAUCAACGAGCAAAUAUGGAUAUUUCCUGACAUACAUAUUUUCACCCACUUCAGUCACUGUAGUGCCCGUAACAGCCCUGCCUUUUAUUCACUGUAGCGCUCGAGAUCGCCCGAGCUCUCUAUGUUGGUAAAGAUUUUUCAGUGAAUAAAUAGUGUAAUACAAUAACGUCCAAGUUCUAAUAAUCACAAUUUGGUAUUCCCAAAAAGGCUUACCCCUUGCAAUAUUAGACCUUGCAAUAUUAGACCAACAGAAAAAAUAAAAUAAAAACAAAACAGAAAACCCAAGGUUUACCCCUUGUAGUUUUUUUUUGGCAGCUGUUUUCCAUUACUUAAAACCUUUUUAUUUCAAAUUCAUUUCAGUCCAAAUUUUAAGUCUGAAAGCAAAGAAAGGACGAACGCAGUAAACCAUUCAAUCCGUUUGCUUCAUCAUAGUUACUUUAUUUCAUGUCUAUUAUUUUGUACAUAAAAUAAACCUUUUAACGAUUAACCAAUCUUCAUAAUUAGUAACGUAACGGUGCAGGAAUUGUCCUGAAACAUACCACUGAUCAUAUAUUUGUUUACUAUAAGGAGUGGUACAACGCAACCUCUUUCUUUAAUAAAAGAAAUAUUCAUUCAUAAUAAUACUUUAUUUGGACUAAACACAGUUCACUAGAAAUGUUUUGUUUUUUUAUAGCAAUUUUUGUCUUCGGGAUACAAAAACCUUUGUAACGGUAUUUAAAACAAUGACGCUUCUACUUGAAUCGCAUUGUGGUGUUAACAUCAUUGCGUAUUCUCUGUAUUUUCUGUGUUACAGAACAUUUCUGCCCAAAGUUUGCGUGUAUUACUGUAUUUUGUCUAAUAAUGAAUACAAUUGAUCUUAAGUGUCUACAAAAUGCAAAAAUCUUUUCCCAAGAUCCCUGCUCCAAAAAAA